GCAGCAGGAGGAGGAGCAAGAGAAGGAGACGGAGCAGGAGGAGGUGUCCGUCUCCAUCAGAGGAGGAGGAGGAGCUGGGUGUGGAACCAGUUCUUCGUCCUGGAGGAGAACACCGGAGACGAGCCGCUGUACGUCGGAAAGCUCCACUCUGACGUGGACAGAGGUGAUGGUCGGGUCAGGUACAUCCUGAGCGGUGACGGAGCAAUGUCCGUCUUCACCAUCGAUGAGAGGACAGGAGACAUUCAUGCCACCAAGAGGCUGGACCGGGAACAGCAGCCGUACUACACCCUGAGAGCACAGGCUCGAGACCACCUCACCAACCUACUGGUCGAACCUGAGUCCCAGUUCGUCAUCAAAGUCCAGGACAUCAACGACAACGAGCCCAAGUUCCUUGACGGACCUUACACUGCCAUGGUGGCUGAGAGGUCUCCUGUAGGUGUGGUGCGGACAGCUCUACCUGACAUGGACCGAGAGGUGCAGGACCAUUACCUGCUGAUCGUCCAGGCCAAAGACAUGAUUGGUCAGAUGGGUGGUUUGUCCGGAACUACCUCUGUCACAGUGAGGCUGACUGAUGUCAACGACAACCCCCCUCGCUUCCCCCGCAGUAAUUACCAGUUCAGGGUUCCAGAAUCGACACUGGUUUCCGCCGUAGUCGCUAAGAUCAAAGCCCUGGAUCUAGACAUCGGUCCAAACGCUGAGAUGGACUACAGGAUCCUGGAUGGAGAUGGACUGGGAACCUUCAGGAUGAUCACUGAUCCGAACACACAGGAGGGACUGAUCACGCUGCAGAAGACUCUGGAUUUUGAAACCAAGUCGAGCUUCACACUGCGAGUUGAGGCAUGCAAUCGUUACGUGGACACUCUUUUCCUGACCAUGAGUCCAUUCAGCGACGUGGUGACGGUUCGUCUGCUGGUGGAGAACCUGGACGAGCCUCCAGUCUUCUCCUCCUCCGUCAGUCGGAUGAUGAUCUCUGAGGCAGCUCCAGUGGGAACUGAUGUGGGAUCAGUUUCAGCUCACGAUCCCGAUGCCAAGAGCAGUCCCAUCAGGUACUCGAUAGACUGGAAGUCAGACGUGGAGCAUUACUUUGAUGUUGACAGCAGUUCAGGUGUGAUCACAACAGCCCGACCUCUGGACAGAGAGGUCAUCGCUCUACACAACAUCACCAUCCUCGCCAUGGAGAGCCUGGAUCCGUCUCAGGUGGGGAAAGCUGUGGUUCUAGUCUCUGUGACGGACGUUAACGACAAUGCUCCAAGCUUCGCCGUUGAGUACGAAACCUUCGUCUGUGAGAACAGCCGACCUGGACAGCAGAAAUUCAAACACGAAGAUUCGGAUCACAAAUGUUUUUAUAGAACAACAUAUGAGUACGAGUACGAGUAUGAACAUAUGAAAUAUGAGUUUUUAAAACUGGAUGUUUGA
Messenger RNA from Epinephelus lanceolatus (giant grouper), 1416 nucleotides. The record is from RefSeq and is a predicted model, not a curated record. Lineage: Eukaryota; Metazoa; Chordata; Actinopteri; Perciformes; Serranidae.